Messenger RNA from Archocentrus centrarchus (flier cichlid), 4548 nucleotides. Its product is annotated as leucine-rich repeat-containing protein 4B-like. The transcript is spliced from 3 exons. Gene Ontology annotation, biological process: regulation of presynapse assembly; regulation of postsynaptic density assembly; positive regulation of synapse assembly. Lineage: Eukaryota; Metazoa; Chordata; Actinopteri; Cichliformes; Cichlidae. Gene Ontology annotation, molecular function: signaling receptor binding. The coding region runs from base 682 to 2898 and encodes 738 amino acids. The record is from RefSeq and is a predicted model, not a curated record. Gene Ontology annotation, cellular component: postsynaptic density membrane; plasma membrane; glutamatergic synapse.
CGAUGCACUCGUCCCCGACCUCGUUCCUCCAUGUGAUAAUUAUAACACCAUUUUUCCUCAGCGAUCCUGAAUUUGAUCUCUGUUUUUUUUUCCCCCUGCGCGCACGCGUGUGUGGAUUGUGUUCAUCUUUAACCUGCCAUCACUGUAGCCCCCCGCGUUGCGUUGGCGCUGCGGAUCUAGCCUACAAGAACAAGAGCCAGCUCACAGCCGUGGAAACAAGCGAAUCAAUUUAGGGAAGAGAAAAGGAGAGACUGAUAGCGAGGUUGGAAAACUGACGAUCGGAGAGGAGAGAAAACAUCGACCUCACGCCGCAGCCGCCGAAACAUUAAGUGUGAACCAACAGCCUCCAUCGUGACAACACUUUCACAACCAAAUCCUCCCCCAAAUUUGAUUUCUCUUCUAAUAAGUGUCAUGGGAACAAAAAUACAAAGUUUUCUAAAAUGAAAAAUUGAGAAAGCCCUGGUUUUUGAUUGCCAAGGAAAUGAGCAAAGUAAAAUAAGAAUCUAUUAUUGAUAAAGUCUUUAAUAUAGCAUUGCACUUUUUCCCCUCAAUUUUUAAGUGGCUGCUUGAAGAGAGAAUAAGAGCAUUAAAUAUGAACAUCAAGAUAAACACUUAAAGUCCCUUGAUUGGAGGUGACCUAUCAACUUCUUAGUGAUAGGGGUGGGUCAUGACUCAGUUGCCAUGCGUGUUGUCAUGGUGACCAGCCCAGGUACCCCUUUCCCCCUCCUCUGGUUGGUCCAACUUUUGUUGUGGUUUCACAACCAUGGACCUCAGCUGACAGAGGCAGCACCCCCAUGCCCCACCCCCUGCACCUGCUCCAAUCAGGCGAGCCGUGUCAUCUGUACGAGGAAGAAUUUAGAUCAAAUCCCUGACAGUAUUUCAGAGAACACAAGAUACCUCAAUCUACAAGAGAACUCAAUUCAGGUGAUCAAGUCUGACACAUUUAAGCAUCUGCGGCAUUUGGAAAUCCUCCAGCUCUCCAAGAACCACAUCCGACAGAUUGAGGUGGGAGCUUUUAUUGGUCUUCCCAACCUCAAUACACUGGAGCUUUUUGACAACCGUCUUACAGUGGUACCAACCCUAGCUUUUGAGUAUCUAAGUAAGCUAAGGGAACUAUGGCUAAGAAACAACCCAAUCGAGACGCUGCCGGCAUUUGCCUUUCAUCGUGUUCCCUCUUUACGGCGUCUUGACCUAGGGGAACUCAGGAAGCUGGAUUACAUCUCAGAGGCUGCCUUUGAAGGUCUGAUAAACUUGCGCUUCUUGAAUCUUGGCAUGUGUGGCUUGAAGGACAUACCUAACCUCACCCCGUUAGUGCGACUAGAGGAGUUGGAGCUAUCAGGGAACCAGCUGGGGAUAGUUCGGCCAGGAUCCUUCCAGGGUCUAGUGUCACUUCGCAAGCUGUGGCUAAUGCACUCCAGAGUGUCGGUCAUUGAACGCAAUGCUUUUGAUGACCUCAAAAACUUGGAGGAGCUCAACCUCUCUCACAAUUCUCUGCAUUCCCUGCCCCAUGACCUCUUCACCCCUCUGCACCAGUUGGAGAGGGUACAUCUCAAUCACAACCCUUGGGUUUGCAACUGUGAUGUUCUGUGGCUCAGCUGGUGGCUGAAAGAAACAGUUCCCAGCAACACCACUUGUUGUGCUCGCUGCCAUGCACCCCCAGGUCUAAAGGGCAAAUAUAUUGGAGAACUAGACCAGAGUCACUUUACCUGCUAUGCCCCAGUGAUUGUUGAGCCACCCACUGACCUCAACGUCACUGAAGGCAUGGCUGCUGAGCUAAAAUGUCGUACUGGAACCUCAAUGACCUCUGUGAACUGGUUCACUCCAAAUGGCACCCUGAUGACCCACGGAUCAUACCGAGUUAGGAUCUCAGUGCUCCAUGACGGAACACUGAACUUCACAAAUGUGACCAUGCAAGACACAGGACAGUACACUUGCAUGGUAACCAACUCUGCUGGAAAUACCACUGCAUCCGCAGUUCUCAAUGUAUCUGCUUCAGACCCCAGCAAUACCUAUAGUUAUUUCACUACUGUCACUGUGGAAACAUUGGAGUCAAAAGGAGAGGAGGAGAACUCAGCAAGACAGUUUAUUAACGAGACCUUCAUAGUUCCGAAUCCUACCGUUGCCCAACCCGAUGUUACUGUAAUGCCUUCACUCUCUUCUCUCUCCUCACUGUACCCAGAAAAGAACAAAGGUUUUGAAGGUGCAGUGACUGUGUCCAUAAUGGAUGUAACUAACAUUCCAGGCCUGGAUGAUGUAAUGAAAACAACUAAGAUCAUCAUUGGUUGCUUUGUGGCCAUUACGUUUAUGGCAGCUGUAAUGCUGGUGGUCUUCUAUAAACUCCGUAAGCAACACCAGCUACAUAAGCACCAUGGCCCAGCCAGAGCCAUUGAAAUUGUGAAUGUAGAAGAUGAGAUAGGAGCCGGAGCAGGAAGUGGCAUCUCAGGCGGUUCAACAAUUAAUUCUGGCACAGGUGGAGAAGGAACCCUACGGCUACAUCAUCCAGAGAUAGUCAACCUUCCUAACAUUGGUCGUACAGAUACGCUCAACCAUUACUACAAGACACAUCAUUUCAACAACAACGUGAUGGGUCUUAGCAUUGGCUCUGAAGGGAUGGGGCCCGGUGGGAUCCUCAGUAACAAGAACCAGCAAGGUCAAGAUAUCCCUAUCUCCUGUACUUCAGUCCCGAUCUCCACAUCUAACUUUCUCACCACAUCAGGCAAUGGCACCAACACCAACCCCAGUUCGAUGUCCCCACCACUGCCUAUGUCUCUCCCCAUGCCAACCAUCGGCUUACAUGGAUCGAUCAAGGGUUUCAUGGGUCAAAGCCAGAAUCCACAAAUGGAGCCUCUUCUUUUCAAGGGGAGUUCGAAGGAAAACGUACAAGAGACUCAAAUCUAAAAGCAAAAGUGAGAGUACUGAGUGAGAGCGAGUGAGAGUUGACGACAGAGAGGGAAUUGAUGUUGGGUUUAUGUGCCGAAUGAUAAGACACUAGAGUGCACUGACGUUACACUAGGAGAGAGGAUAGACUGAAAUGGCAAUACACAAACACAUAGACUUAUCUGUGACAGUGUACUGAGCCAAGGAUUACCACAAUGGCCCACUUGUGUUUGUAGUAACGAUCAUGGCCAUGGAGAUCAAGGAAUGGACAUUGCUACAAUGUAAAUCUGUGCCAAAGCAAAUGUUUUUUGCAGUUUCUACAAGCUGUGUUCUCAUAGGAAAAAAAAAACUAGCCUUUCAGAGUAAUCAGUCCCCAAACCAUUGUUGGCCAGCAAAGUUGAAAGACAUGCACAGCACUUACCACACUGAAGACCAGAAAUAUUGCAGAAUAAAAUCCAAGAGACAUUUUUCUUCUUCAAAAAACAUGAGCCACAUUCUCUCUCAAGUGACUCAAAAGACUCCCUCAAGGUGAAAAUUAUGUAGGCAUAAAUAGAUGGACAAAAGGGUACAGUGCAGUACAAACUACUGUGAAAAAUCCACAAAUUAUAUAAAUAUAUUUUCAUCUAAAUAUGUAUCAUUGCAGACUCUGAUGCAGACAUAUUUUGGGGUGGAUGUAUAAGCUGGUAUAGUUUGUUUCUUUGUGAAUAAUCAGGGGCGGUGAUAGUGCAGGUUUGUUAUGAUAUGUUUUAAGUUUGGCUACUUCUCAGAAACAUAAGGGCUCAAUUGCAACACUCAUUGUGAAUCUUUGAAUUGGCUUUGUGGCAUAAAGUCCAUUUAGGUUGUAUUACAGUAAAUGCAGAUCUCUGUUUGACAAACUUUUGUCUGUUGUUUCAGUAAUAAUCAUUACAAACUUUUGUGUUCUGAGAGUGUAUUAUGUAUUUUGUAAAAGCCAGCUUCUUGAUAUUUUAAUUGACAAUUCUGAUACUUAAAUGCCAGCAUCAAAUAAUGGUAAAAAAACAAACACGAAAAGGUAAUCUAAUGCAAAGGCCUGUAAGGGUAAAUCAAAGUGUUGACAAUGUGUUAUUUGAAUCAGAUCAGUAGCCAGAUAUUUGCUUUUAGACUGGAAUUUGAUAUGAUCUCCUUGCUCGUGGUUACCAUAAUCAUGAAAAUGCUGUCAUAAGGAUGAGUCAACAUCUAUCUGCAGCAGCUUUCAAGAAGGGAGUGAACAUCCAUCUUAAGAAGAUUGGAAUGAAAGGAAAUGUACAGUAUAUUAAUAAUAAUAAUGUCUGGUUGUAUGACAAUUGUAAGAUCCACAUUUUUAAAGUGUAACUUUCAUAUGUUAAAUGCCAUUUACGCUUCUUGCGUUUCAACUAUGUAUUUCUUUAUUUUUGUUAGUUUGAUAUAAUGUGUACAGUUGUCUAGCCAUGUAUCAUUACGUGUGAAAUAAAUCAAUCAUAUAUUGGGUUGUGGCGGGUCAAUAUGGCAACCACAUACAGUACGUGAAGGGUGAGACAUUAUGCAGUUGUCUGCGCUAAACCUGGAUUGAAUGUAUGGUUUGUGGUUAAGCCAUUAGUCAUCCCGGUAAUGAUAGGUGCUGUCAGUUCUGUUAACACAUUCAGACAGGCUUUUAGUCACUCUCCUAUACAUGGGCUACACUUCUGGCUUUGCAAU